Chiloscyllium plagiosum (whitespotted bambooshark) is the source of this 6710-nucleotide messenger RNA. It is a transcript of the gene zbtb17, whose product is annotated as zinc finger and BTB domain containing 17. Gene Ontology annotation, biological process: regulation of transcription by RNA polymerase II. Gene Ontology annotation, cellular component: nucleus. Gene Ontology annotation, molecular function: DNA-binding transcription factor activity, RNA polymerase II-specific; protein binding. The record is from RefSeq and is a predicted model, not a curated record. NCBI's taxonomy places the organism in Eukaryota, Metazoa, Chordata, Chondrichthyes, Orectolobiformes, Hemiscylliidae.
GGCGAGCGCAACAAACCUCGAUAGCAGGCCCAAGAGAGGGCGGGGAAACGGAGCCCGUAACCCAGCAACAGCUGGCGGGGACAAGAAAGAAUGGAUUUUCCACAGCACAGUCACCAGGUCCUGGAGCAGUUGAAUCACCAGAGACACCUUGGGUUGCUCUGUGACUGCACCUUUGUUGUAGAUGGCAUUGACUUCAAGGCACACAAGGCGGUGCUGGCUGCAUGCAGUGAAUAUUUCAGGACAUUGUUCCUGGACCAGAAAGAUGUGGUACACCUUGACAUCAGCAAUGCAGCAGGUCUCGGCCAGGUGUUAGAAUUCAUGUACACGGCCAAGCUGAACCUGACCUCGGCGAACGUUUUUGAUGUGCAGGCAGUGGCUGGCUUCCUUCAGAUGCAUGACAUUGUCAGCACCUGUAACACUUUCAUUGAAGGUAUUGAGAUACCAGGCAGUGAUGGAAAGCAAGAAAAAGAACUGGUCACAGAUAAUCCUGAGAAACAAAAGAAGGACCCAGCUGAAGAAGUGAAGGAUGAAGCACCAGUGGAAUCUGAGGACGACGAUACAACAGUGGAGUUUGAAGAUGAUGAAGACAAAGAUUACAAACCUGGCGACACAGUGAAAGAUGCUGUCUCGAAGAUAUAUGGUAAACGUCGGCACCUUCCUGCCAGGAAAAGCACUUCGAGUGACACCAAAGAUGCCAGUAUUUCAGAAAAUCCUGAUGAAGAGACAGCAGAAGAUGAAUUGAGUGAGUCAGAUAAAGUGGAGCAAGAUGAAGACACUGAGAUAAAAGAGAAUGGGGAUGCAAUGACACACGGUCAUGGAGACAGUGGGGGACAUUCUGAAUUCAGUGAAAAGUUAGACGCAGCCUCAGAGUCAGAUGCAACUUUGGAUGAUCAGGAUGGUGCUCAUGACACCAGACGUCGCCGCUUUGGACCAUACAUUGACCGGACUGAGUCCCGUCCUUAUGGCUCAAUAACACACAAAUGCAAGGACUGUGGGAAAGAGUUCACACACACGGGAAACUAUAAGCGGCAUGUCCGCAUCCACACAGGAGAGAAGCCAUUCUCCUGCAGGGAGUGUAACAAAGCAUUCUCUGACCCUGCAGCCUGCAAAGCACAUGAGAAAACACACAGUCCUGUCAAACCUCAUUCCUGUGAAGAAUGUGGGAAAAGCUACCGGCUCAUCAGUUUGCUGAAUUUGCAUAAGAAGCGACAUACGGGCGAGGCUAAGUACACGUGUGAUGACUGCAGGAAAACAUUCACCACUUCUGGCAACCUGAAACGCCACCAGCUGGUUCACAGUGGUGAGAAGCCUUACCAAUGCGAUUACUGCGAGAGGUCAUUCUCUGAUCCCACUGCUAAAAUGAGGCAUCUGGAAAUGCAUGAUGCUGACAAGGUUCACAAGUGUCCGCACUGUGAGAAACGUUUUAAUCAGCUGGGGAACUUAAAAGCCCACCUGAAGAUUCACAUUGUGGAUGGACCCCUCAAGUGCAGGGAAUGUGGGAAGCAGUUCACCACUUCAGGAAACCUUAAACGCCACUUGAGGAUCCACAGUGGGGAGAAACCAUACGUCUGCCCACAUUGCCAGCGAGCGUUUUCUGAUCCUGGAGCAUUACAGCGUCAUGUGCGCAUUCACACAGGUGAGAAGCCUUGUAUCUGCAUCAUAUGUGGGAAAAGCUUCACUCAGGCGAGCUCUCUAAUAGCUCAUAUCAGGCAACACACAGGGGAGAAACCAUACGUCUGCGAUCGCUGUGGUAAAAGGUUUACCCAAUCCAGUCAGCUAGCCAAUCACAUUCGGCACCAUGACAACAUACGGCCACAUCAGUGUCACAUCUGUAACAAGGCGUUUGUCAAUGCUGGUGACCUGGCCAAACAUGUCAUCAUCCACACUGGUGAAAAGCCCUAUCUCUGUGAUACAUGUGGACGAGGCUUCAAUCGUGUUGACAAUCUGCGGUCACAUGUUAAAACUGUCCAUCAGGGAAAGACCAGCCUUAAAAAGCUCAAAACUAAAGAUGAGGAUGAUGAGGAAGAAAGGAAUGUUGUCACUGUUACAACAGACACCGUGGUCACCUUGGCAACUGAGGCACUGGCUGCUUCUGCAGUGACCCAGCUAACUGUGGUUCCUGUGGCAACAGCAGUGACCGCAGAUGAGACAGAGGUCCUGAAAGCGGAGAUUACAAAGGCAGUAGAGCAGGUUCAGGAAGCAGAUCCAAAUGCACAUAUCCUAUAUGCCUGUGAUUCUUGUGGGGAAAAGUUCCUGGAUGCCAACAGCCUGGCACAACAUGUGCGCAUUCACACAGCCCAAGCCCUGGUCAUGUUCCAAGCUGACACAGACUUUUACCAGCAAUAUAGCAAUGGCAACUGGCAAACUGAGCAUGUCAUCCAACCAGGAGAACUCCUGUUCCGAGCGCGGGAUGGGACGGAUCUGCCACCCACUGUUGCUGAACAGACUCAAGUUGAGAGUUGCCAGAAUCCCUCACAGUGAGGGCGUGAUAGAGGUGGCCAGGUACACUGUGCAAGACAUGUAGGACAGUAACAUAAAUGCACUGCUGUUACAUCAACAAUGCUGAAUGCAACAAUGCAUCUGUGACUAAGACACUAAAGAACAGGAAGCUGCGAAACUCACUCUGUAACCGCUAUCUUUCUACAUGUAAAGAGGCUUUGUGCUUUUCUCAAAUCAAAUCAAGUUGUAAAAGCAGAAUUAACCUGGGCAACAACAUUGUGUAUUCACAGCUGCAGGACUAUGAUAAAACAAGGGAGUGAGGAUGAUUGCAGAUUGAAACUGACAGCACUUGCUGUUCAGUUGCCCUGUUACUGAAGAUUUGAGAUUUUUCUUCAUAUUGAAUGCACUAGGCCCAGCCCAGCAAGGGUUGGUGUUGGAGGGGAAACUUGAAAUUUCAGCACCCCAGGGAUUUGAAUCCAUAAUUAUGAAGCAACAGUCAGCAUUAUGCACUACAUGGGAUCAGUCUAAUGCACUGUGAUCAUUACUAGGUGGUCACUCCUAGUGAAUUUCAGCACACACCAGAACUCCAAGUCCCUUUGUUCUGCACAUAUUGUGCAUUAUUUUUCUUUACUGAAUGGCUCUACCAUUUGUGCUAUGUAGGACAAGAAGUGUUUCCAUAUUGUGAGACAGCCCAAAUAAUGGCCCAUUUUAAAAAUAAAGAAAAUGCAGAGAGCACGUUUUGGGCAUCAUCUUUGGUCAUUAGUUCUUAAAAGCACAACCCAGAAACAGAGUUGUUCAUAAUGCUGCUACAGCCUUUCAGCGACUGGAUCCAUGUUCUGCAAAGUAAAUGUUCCAUUGGCAGAACUCAUUGGAGUAAAGACAAACACUAUUCUUGAUGAGUUAGCACAAUCCGGUUACACAAUUGGUGCUGUUUGAAACUUGCAAUUUAAUGAUGUUUUGCUGGGAUUUUGAUAACAUGAUUUUUGUAACUGGGGCCAUUUCUGGAACUGGAAGCUGACACCACAUAGUAUUAGUUUCCUGUUGACCACUAUAGUGGAAGGAAAACUCAUUGACUUCGGAGAAUGCCUUCCCAUCACCCAUCCAUCCCGACCAAAUUCUAAAUCCCUGAAACUGAAACAAUUACUUUGAUGGUAUGUUUCAAACUGUGUUUUAGUCAGAAUUAGAGUUUGUGUUUCUUGCAGUAGAGGCUGCCUGUCCCUUAAGGAGACUUUUCUCAAGCCACAUGAUUUCCAUUUCUUGCUCUCAUGAUGAACUGCCAUUUUUUAUUCCCCAGCUGUUGCUAUCAGUUGCUGUAGUUUUCACACUGACUGAAAUUCGCUCAUUUUGCCAGCACUUGGCAUCAUUAAAUCUGUGUGAGAGAGAAUAAUCUGUCAUUUACCCAGUGUCUCUGCAGUAUGCCUUGGCCUGAAAGUUGACGAUGAAGUGGUAAAAAUGUGACAUCUCAGUUACUUACCACAGCUGAAUCCCAAACAAAGGAAAUCAUGGUGCAGGAAUUUGAGAUCCCAAGUCUUUAAAGAUCCUCCAUAUCUAUUUACUGUCUACUCAAGAAAUGAGUACAAACACCAGAGAAAUGUUAUGGGCUCUGCUUUGGGUCCCACUUUUAAAAUUCCUGUUCUAAGGAACUAAAGCCUCAAGGGAAAUUUCCCUUAUGAUCUUGCCUUAGUUGGCCUUUCUCAUCAAUUAGUCCCAGCCAAAUAAUCUCAGUUGGAUGAAAGCAGUGCUGCUGAUCUGAAAUAAAAACAGAUAAUGCUGGAACAACUCAAGGUCGGGCAGCAUUUGUGGAGACAGAAAUUAAGUUAGUGUUGAACCUGAUAGAACUCUUCAUUGAAAAGGUUCCCUCCAGCAUUUUCUGUUUUUAUUAACAAUCUCAGUAUGGCCUGUUUCUGCUGUGUGUCUCCUAACUAGUCGAAGAAAGACAUAGGAAUUUUCAGACUUCCCCUGGUUGCAUCUCUGGUAACUGAAAUGCUGAUCUUCAAAACCUGAAUCUUAAGUAAAUGGUGCAAAAGGAAAGAGAAGUGAUUCACAAACUGUUUCUUCAAGGGACAGAUAUUUGGGUAUUUUUCUAUAUCUGCAGAACAACCUGCUCCAGUUGCAGUGACUUCUGUACAUGGUAUAUAGAAUUUGUUUAAAAAUUGACAAUUAUUAACUUAUGAAUAUUUGGUUCUUCACUCACUACUUGUCAAGUUUUUCUUCUGCUGGAAUGGGCACUUCUUUUUCUGUAAAUAAUUUUAACAAUUUGGAUCUAUCCCAAAAAUAUAUAGUACAUGAAAUGAAGCAGUUGUGUUUUGUGGGUAAUGGUGUCAGGAUGCAUUUCCUUUCCUCUAAUUCCUUAUAAGAAAUAACUCGAUUGUUUUAGUUCAUGUUAUAGACACUGGUUUCCCCAAAGUAUUACAUUAUCAUCUUAAAUAUGUUGUGUAACAAUAAUCUUCUACCUGACCUCUCCAGGCAUUAGACCUAUGUACCACAGUAACUAAUCCCUUUUUCAAUCUAGAAUCCAAAUGAAUUUAAUCACUUGCUUCAGGAUAUGUUCUCUGCCCAAUGGGCAUCGGCAUUAGAUGCUUUACCCAAAGGGUAGAGGUAUUGGGAUUUCUUCUGACUCAAUGUGCAGUUACUAAUGAUUCAAAUAUUGAAUACAGAGCAGAAUUAAAACUGACAGUUGGAGAUUCCCCAAUGAUUCAGAGGGAAAUUCCAUGUCAGGUUAGGCUUUGAUUUUUUGAGUCUUUAUAGCUAAUCUCUCUUUUGGACGAACUGAAAUGAACCAGGGAAGUAUCUGGCUCAAAACUUCGGGGGUGAGGUUGGGACAAAAUAUCACAUAAAUCAGUCCUACCAAUCAUGAUGCAAACUUGUGAUACUAAAAGGCUACCUGAAUCCAGAGAACUAUAUUCCAGUCAGGAAGGCGGCUAUGGAUUCAAGGAUAUAUGAGUUUCUGGAUUCGACUAUAGGUAUCCUUUUGUUUUUUUAAAACAAAAUAACUUGCCUGUUUAUAAAAUAAAGUAUGAUCUGUGACAUACAGCUUGAGAAGAUGUUGGAAGUAAAUUUUGUUGUAACUUUCAGUAGGCAGUUGGAUGUAUACUUAGAAAGGACGCAUUUGCAGGGCUCCAGCGUGGGACUAAUUGGGUAUAUCUUUCAAAGCGCUCAGACAAAGGAUGGGCCUAAUUGCCCUUUUGAGCGGAAUGGAAAUUGAUCUACACAGAACCAAUCAAGAUGAUCGGCUAGCCACAAGUUGGCGCUGUAUAUAAAAACGUCAAAAUCUUUGGAAAGUUUCAAAAACUGGGGCUCUGUUAAUCAGUUACCAGAUUCACCUUACACGUCCACUCCUGUAUACAGUUAUUCAUAAAUCUUAGACUCGAAGAUAAAACAGUACUGCAUCCAUAAAAAAUCUGGCAAAUGCACCGAAAAUGUCUAAAAAGGCUUUUAUUUUGGAGUGUUUCUGAUCCUUAUUCAAAUGUGAAUGUUGUAAAUCACAAGGUAUAAUCCAGCUGUGAAGUACGUCCCGUUACAUUGAGACAAUAUCCCCCAGCCCCAUACAGUACACUCUUCUGUCAGUGUACUGUAUUUAUCUACUCUGCCUGUGCUGACUCCUAGCAGCCACCAGCAGACGCUGUAGGAUAGGAUUUGAAUGCCUCCGUAGCUGGUAAACAACAUAUUAGGAUUAUGUCACAAUUACCAAACUGAAAAUAAGAAUUUACGACACAACUUUAAAUACCAGUUCUACAAGAAAAAGAAACAGACAAUUAGAAACGUUACUUUUCCUUUUAAUUUUCUCCUAAUCUUAAAGAACUGAGAACUCAAAGUCCUUCAUCUCGAACAUUGAUGUUGAGUUCUAUAUGGCCAUUCAUUCCUGGGUACACUCGAUGACUAUGUAUUGAAAAGUUUUCCUUGACUUUGAAAGCAAUAAUAGUUUACCUAUAUCGUAAGUUUACAUAUUUCUAUUUAGAUUCAUUGCAAGGAUUACAUUUUCAGUAGUCAUUUAUUAUUUGGGCCAUGCAUUAGUUUGAUUGUAAAAGCUGACCUGCACUUGAUAGCAGAAGUAGCGUUGUAGAGAAGAAUGUCAAAUGUGCAUCAUUCAACGUUUUAAAAGAGAAAUACAAGUUAGUUUGAAAUAGGAAUCCUUCCGCAGAUUUGCAAGAGUAAAGGGUGUCAACAGUCACAUCUCCACGAAGAGAACUGACUUUAAUCUCAUUACUGGAUUCUGGAUCAGUGGUGCUGGAAGAGCACAGCAAUUCAGGCAGCAUCCGACGAGCAGCAAA